Gambusia affinis (western mosquitofish) is the source of this 1078-nucleotide messenger RNA. RefSeq names its product peptidylprolyl isomerase Fb (gene ppifb). The coding region runs from base 119 to 700 and encodes 193 amino acids. Gene Ontology annotation, cellular component: mitochondrion. The transcript is spliced from 6 exons. The record is from RefSeq and is a predicted model, not a curated record. NCBI's taxonomy places the organism in Eukaryota, Metazoa, Chordata, Actinopteri, Cyprinodontiformes, Poeciliidae. Gene Ontology annotation, molecular function: peptidyl-prolyl cis-trans isomerase activity. Gene Ontology annotation, biological process: protein peptidyl-prolyl isomerization; protein folding; cellular response to hydrogen peroxide.
GCGUACUUACGUCAUGUUGCGAGAGUAUCCUUCAAUGCUUCCUUCUACACAGCAGUGUGACUUUAGCUUGUUGAGCUGAGUGGAUCAGAGUGUGCUGAGGGACAGUAGUUGUUUUAAGAUGUUGAUUUUGUUAAACAGGUUAAAGUUCGGUUCUCUGGCGUUCACCGCCGCCCGCCUGUACAGCAGCGGACCCGCAACAGCAAAUAAAAACCCCCAGGUUUACUUUGACAUUGCCGCAGACAGUGAGCCUCUGGGCAGAGUGACAUUUGAGCUCAACGCAGAUGUUGUGCCAAAAACAGCAGAAAACUUCAGAGUGCUGUGCACAGGAGAACAUGGAUUUGGCUACAAGGGCUCCACUUUCCACAGGGUGAUCCCUCAGUUUAUGUGUCAGGGUGGAGACUUCACAAACCACAAUGGAACUGGUGGGAAGUCAAUUUACGGUUUGAGAUUUCCUGAUGAAAACUUCAAGCUGAAGCACACUGGACCUGGUAUCUUGUCUAUGGCCAAUGCUGGACCCAACACCAACGGAUCUCAGUUCUUUAUUUGCACCACAAAAACAGAGUGGCUUGAUGGUAGGCAUGUUGUCUUUGGCAGCGUGAAGGAGGGAAUGGACGUGAUCAAAAAAGUGGAAUCCUACGGUUCCCGCUCUGGGCACACUUCCAGGAGGAUCACGAUCACAGCCUGCGGAGAGGUCGAGUAGACGCCCACGUGAGGACCGGGUUCUGUCAGAGUCUGCUGUAAUCUCAACAGAAGAUACCUUUCAUUAUUCAUCGCACGAAGAGCUACCUCUCUUUGGUGAAAAUGGAUGACUGUAUUUCAUGUUUCUAUGGUGUCAUUUGAAUGGUGUUGGUUUUUACUCUGGUACCAUGUGAGGCCCUUCAAAUGUGAAACUUUCAAUUGUAAAUCAGGUUCUAUGCAUUUUUAAAAAUGUAUAAAUUACAUUUUUUUGUGAAAGUGGGAUUAUUUGUUAAAUCUUUUUAGCAAUGCAUGAUUGAAACAAUGAUUGUUGUCCUAAAAUAAUACUUUUUACUUGAAAACUGUGAAAUAAAGAGAAUUACUUCAAUGUUAUGAAAGUAUU